This is a messenger RNA of Polistes canadensis, 654 nucleotides long. It is a transcript of the gene mRpS25, whose product is annotated as probable 28S ribosomal protein S25, mitochondrial. NCBI's taxonomy places the organism in Eukaryota, Metazoa, Arthropoda, Insecta, Hymenoptera, Vespidae. The record is from RefSeq and is a predicted model, not a curated record. Gene Ontology annotation, molecular function: structural constituent of ribosome. The transcript is spliced from 3 exons. Bases 70 to 576 code for a protein of 168 amino acids. Gene Ontology annotation, cellular component: mitochondrion.
GCACAAGCGCUUUAAACAAAACAUGGUGAAUAACCUUUACGCGUGAAAACUUGAUCAAAAUCUAUCAAAAUGCCGUUUAUGAUAGGUACAGCACCUAUACGUAGAACACUCAAGUAUCUACAAGCAGGAAAAUUAGUUUUAAAGGAUAAAAUACAAAUAUUCGCUAUUAAUUAUAAUACUAGUGGACAGCAUCAUGCAGGGGCAAGAGAAUUCAUAUUUUGGUACUUACCACAAAUACAAUACAAAAAUCCGGAUGUACAGAUUAUUACGUUUAAAAAUAUGACACCGUCUCCUUUUAUUAAAUGUUAUUAUGAAAAUGGAAAAACAAUGUUAAUAGAUAUAGAUAGUCAACCAAAAGAAGACAUUAUUCAACAUCUUAUUAAAGUCGUUGGUAAAUCGGAGCAACUUUUAGCGAAAGAGGCUAUACUCAAAGAAAAAAAGGAUAAUCCUGCUAAUUUUGGUGUUGGUUGUAAAAUGAGUUGUAUAUGUGAAAUUCCUGGGCAAGUACCUUGUCCUGGUGUAGUACCUCUUCCUUAUCAUAUGCGUGGAAAAACAUAUUCGAAAAAAGAUUUCUAAUGUAGAUUUGUUAAGUAUAAAGUUAAUGAUAUGUCUAAGUAAAUAAUAAAUAUUAUUUCAUAUAAUUUAAGAUAAUAA